UCCUUUCUUUUUAAGCCUCAGGGUGCAGGAGAGUAGGAUACAGAAUCUCUGCAGCAGCUCUGUGCUAUAGCUGAUUACAGACUGACCUACGCUGCAGUUUCCGCUGACUUGUGGGGGCCUCGGGUAUCUCACUGAUCCCCCCAAAUUUCCUUGCUCUUCGACAUCCACCGCUGGAACCCAUGAGAUUCUUCCGGCUUACCUUUAAGUGCUUUGUGGACGGUUUCUGACUUUCCCCCUCUCCCCUUUUAUUUUCUAUCCCUUUUUUUGGAUUUUUUUUAUCCACUCAAAUCUCAAUUGCCAAAUUGGUUGAUUUUUCUAUUUUAAUUUCUUGUACUGUCAUUUGUUCUUCUUUUUAUAGUAUUAUUUAUUAUUUAUUGCAGAGGUGGGUCGGGGGGGGGGGGGUCUGUCAGGGCCAGAAGCAGGUGCUAGUGAGAGGAGCAAAGAUCCGGGGUGGGUGUGUUGGUCCUGUCAGGAGAGGGUUAAAGAGCGGCCGUUGGGCUGAGGAUGGAGAAGCGGAGAUUGUCCUUGGAGAACGGCAGCUACACAGUAAACCUGGAGGAGAAAAAUGGACAACUUAUACCGAACGGAAAUGGACAUCUUACUGACCUGUGUCAUAAUGGAUCGAUCAAAGGGGGCAUCAUCUUCCCCCAAAAGACCAGGGACGCCAUCCCCGAGAGAGAGACUUGGACGCGGCAGAUGGAUUUUAUAAUGUCUUGUGUGGGCUUUGCUGUUGGACUGGGAAACGUAUGGAGAUUCCCCUACCUGUGCUACAAGAAUGGAGGAGGUGUCUUUCUCAUUCCCUAUGUCCUGAUCGCCAUCUUUGGUGGAAUUCCCAUUUUUUUCCUGGAAAUAGCGCUGGGACAGUUUAUGAAAGCCGGAAGUAUUGCUGUGUGGAACAUAGCUCCUCUUUUCCAAGGAAUCGGCUUCGCAUCCGUGGUAAUAGUCUUUUUCUGCAACACGUAUUACAUCAUGAUCUUGACGUGGGGCGUUUACUACCUGGUGAAGUCGUUCACGUCCGUGCUGCCCUGGUCACAGUGCAACAACACCUGGAACACCCCAGACUGUGUUGAGAUCUUCCGACACCAUGACUGCAGCAAUGGUACUGCAAACUCCACCUUUGGGAAUCUCACCUGCGACGAGCUGUCUGAUAAGGUGUCUCCGGUCACCGAGUUUUGGGAGAACAAAGUACUGAGGCUUUCUAGUGGUCUGGAUGACAUAGGAUCUAUAAACUGGGAGCUGCUUCUGUGUCUGCUUGCCUGCUGGACACUUGUCUACUUCUGUGUCUGGAAGGGAGUUAAGUCUACUGGAAAGAUUGUCUACUUCACAGCCACGUUCCCCUACGUUGUCCUGCUGAUUCUUCUUGUUCGUGGUGUCAUGUUGCCGGGUGCUACUGAAGGCAUCAUAUACUACCUUAAGCCCGACUGGUCCAAGCUUUGGACUGCCCAGGUGUGGAUUGAUGCCGGGACACAAAUCUUCUUCUCUUAUGCCAUAGGACUCGGAGCCCUGACAGCGCUGGGCAGCUAUAAUCGCUUUAAUAAUGACUGCUACAAAGAUGCCUUUAUCCUUGCAUUAGUUAACAGUGGGACCAGUUUCUUCGCUGGCUUUGUGGUCUUCUCCAUUCUUGGAUUUAUGGCAAAUGAGCAGGGUGUGGAUAUUUCAAAAGUGGCUGAAUCGGGGCCUGGCUUGGCUUUCAUCGCUUAUCCCCGGGCUGUGAGUCUGAUGCCAGUGGCGCCUCUCUGGUCCGCUCUGUUCUUCUUUAUGCUGCUUCUCCUCGGCUUGGACAGCCAGUUUGUGGGAGUGGAAGGAUUCAUCACCGCCAUCCUGGACUUACUGCCAGCCCGAUAUUACUUCCGCUUCCAGCGAGAGGUGGCUGUGGCCAUUUGCUGUACGGUCAUGUUCUUCAUUGACCUAUCCAUGUUGACAGAGGGCGGCAUGUAUGUUUUCCAGCUGUUUGACUAUUACUCGGCCAGCGGAAUGACUCUCCUGUGGCAGACAUUUUGGCAGUGUGUAGUCGUUGCCUGGGUGUAUGGAGCUGACAGAUUCAUGGAUGAUAUUGCCCGUAUGAUUGGUUACCGUCCUUUCCCUUGGAUGAAGUGGUGCUGGUCUGUGAUUACUCCGUUCGUCUGCAUGUCCAUAUUCAUCUUCAACCUAGUGAACUACAAGCCUCUGACGUACAACAAGACCUACACGUACCCGUGGUGGGGCGAGGCCAUCGGCUGGUGCUUUGCUAUGCUAUCCAUGCUGUGUGUUCCUGUGACCUUCCUUUAUAAAAUCGCACGUGCCAAGGGAACACUGAAAGAACGUUGGCAGCGUUUGACUGAACCCGUCUGGGGAGCUCACCAUCUAGAGUACAUGGCACCUGAUCCAGAUGUCAAGAGCUUGACCAGCAUGAGCCCGGUGUCAGAUAAUAAAAUAAUCAUCUUCGAGAGCGUUAUGUGAAGUGAGCGUCCACCAACUGCGAUCCCCGGAGCUUUUACUCGUGUGUCCCAGUCUCCAUCUUCCUGCUGAUCUAGAACCGACACUAGUUUCCCAAUGCCUACAUCUCCUCAUACUGAUGAAGCAGAUUUUAUUGUCCCACAUCUUAUGAAGCAUCUUCCAGCUGUGCUUGAUGGAACAUGGAGAAUUUACGGUGGUAGGCCCUCCCGAUCUCCUGGAUAUGGUCCUUAUCAGAGACGAUUUGUGAAUGUGACUGUACAGACCAAAAUUGUAACAGUUCUUUUUAUCUCACUAAAUGGGUAGAAUGAGAUGGUAAAUAAGUGAACAUUUAGCUGAAAUUCCCCAUCCCCACAUCAUCAUGGUCUGAAAUCGAGUACCUGAAUGGUACGUUUAAAACAAGACUGUAUUUACAAUUGGUGGUGCUGCCCUCAACACAACUCGACGGUGUUGCUGGAGAGGUCGGCACGGAGAGCAGUACAUUGGGCUGUGCCGCCUUUCAGUGGCUAGUUCCAAUGAGCCGCAGACAACUGCUACUUUGCCUAAUUGUAAAUACAGAACCGCAAGUGGACAGUCACCCCAAACCAAUGUCACCUUCACUUCACCAACAGUUUGCUUAGCAAACAAGUUCUAGAUAGUCUCAAUGAAGGAGAUGUUCAAGGCUGGAAGAAUUGCAAAGGGAAUCCUGAUGCCAAAUGAAUCACGUGGGGGAAUACAGUGAACAGAUAUCACUGCAACAGCAGAUUUGCUUUUUAAGGGGUUUUGCCAAAUGCUUUUGCGAUAUCAAAACAAAUCCAUGUCUUCCUUUUACUACCAGGAACACUCAUCCCGAAAUAUCACUGCUAGCAAAUAGCAGGGCAGGCACCCACAAUGCACUGCAGUGCGGUGCUUGCCAAUGUAAGUAACACUUGUGUUUGCAAGGAUUGGUCUUGGAUUACUGGGCGCCAACAGUCAGCCAGAAGUCACACGGUGAAUUUAAAACACUAUCGCUGACAGGAUUAACCCCUAGAGGCGUCCGCAUCACCAUCCGUUGCAUUGCUUAUAUCCAACACCCCUUGCAGUAAAGCCGUUUUAUAAUGGUCAGGUCUUUCCGCUUGGCACAUUGUAACACCCGUAUGCAUCACUGCAGAAAACAGCAAAAGCUAAAUUUGCACUUUUUUUAAUUUUAUUUUUUAUCAGUAUAUGUGUACAUGUAUGUUGUUUGUACAGGCGACCCGUGAGGAAACCAAAAGUAUUAACAGACAUGUAUAACACUAAAUCGCUGCUCGUCCUCUGCUGCUAUAGUUACUGCUGUGGCGGGUGUCCAUUUUGUGCCUCGACAUACUGUACAGUUAAAUCUAUGCAUCAACCAAUGCACACGUCAGUGUGCUCAGCAAUACAUCAUGUGUUUCCCCCUCACUCGCAUACAUUUACAACAUUUUCAGUCAGGCAGUAUUAAAACCAUGUGGGCCCAAAACUGCCUCAAAGACAAGGUGGGCGUGCAAGGAAAGAUUGACCGAAAAACUUAAACAUCCCAUAAACAAAAUCCCGACAUUGCCUUCGAGUAACAGUACUCGGUGUGUGAAUAUUAAUUUAAGCUAAGGCUUCCGAAUUAAUGGUAUUGACAUAUAAUACGUUAUGGGGCAUGCUGGGAAGGUACGUCAUGGCGAGAUGCAUCAUGGAACUCAGGAGACGUUUCCAAAACAAAAAUGCCUGUAGCAUUAAUUGAAUAUCAUUAUUUAUUUAUUUUUUGGGGGGGGAUUUACUGAUAGAUAAAUGACACAAAUACUCCUAAAUCAUGAUUUAUUUUUAAAUUAUGUGAACCAAUAAUGGACUGGAACCGUUCGUGCUUCCCAUCCCAGCAACCUUAAGCAGCAGAAUUAUCACGCUCAUGAGCUUUUAAAAGAUGCAAAUUUCUAAUUUUGUUAUAAAUAUUUUUGUGCCGCAGAAAAACAAUGUAAUUUUUUAUUUUUAUUUUUUUGGUGGGAAAAAACAAACAAAAACAAAAAAAACAAUGUAUAGAGAAGUUUUUAUCGAGAAAAAAAAAACAUGGAAAAGAUUGCUAUAUUUUGUGACUUUUUGAAAGACGAGAGACCCAGUGUUACUUGUGUGAUAAAAGAUAUUGAUCUGUAUUUUGUAAUCGCUGUGAUACAGUAUGCAGCGGUGAACAUGUGAAGCAUACUUGCCUACCUGACCCUCUCCAUGAGGGAGAAAAUGCUCUGUUCCUGGACUUUCCUGGUAAUGUAUGAUUGCCAUCACCUGUGGUGAAAUAACCUUUCCUAUCAAUUAACUAGCUCA
This is a messenger RNA of Pseudophryne corroboree (corroboree frog), 4710 nucleotides long. RefSeq names its product solute carrier family 6 member 8 (gene SLC6A8). Gene Ontology annotation, molecular function: gamma-aminobutyric acid:sodium:chloride symporter activity. Gene Ontology annotation, biological process: sodium ion transmembrane transport. Lineage: Eukaryota; Metazoa; Chordata; Amphibia; Anura; Myobatrachidae. Gene Ontology annotation, cellular component: plasma membrane. The record is from RefSeq and is a predicted model, not a curated record. The transcript is spliced from 13 exons. The coding region runs from base 505 to 2439 and encodes 644 amino acids.